Molecule: messenger RNA, 6787 nt
Organism: Colossoma macropomum (tambaqui)
Lineage: Eukaryota; Metazoa; Chordata; Actinopteri; Characiformes; Serrasalmidae
Gene: col24a1
Product: collagen alpha-1(XXIV) chain
Exons: 60
Coding region: 437-5515 (1692 amino acids)
Molecular function (GO): extracellular matrix structural constituent
Source: RefSeq, a predicted model, not a curated record
GAAACUCGACACCGGCUGCUUGGCAACCGAGCAAGUCCAGACACAAGCGGAGCCGAGCGCUGCUCCCCUCAUCAGUCAGCGCGGAGCUCUCCGCCAGCCUCCUCCUCCACCGCGGCCGCCCUGCACGGCUCCACUCGGCUCUCGGAGCGGACACACGCCGUGCUGGCUUCGCCGCACAGCCUCGUUUUUCUCCUUCUCCCUGUAGUGGUCGCAGAGAGGGGCUGACGCUGAUCAGACCGCCGUUAGCCGUUACUGCGGAGACGCUUUGAGGGGAAUCGUGUUUUUAUUAAGUCUGUUUUCAACAUGAGGAAAGUCUGAGGUGGCGGUGAAAAUGAGGAAAGUCUAACAUGGCAAAGUGACCCGGGUCUGUGGUGCCUCUGGCGUUUUCACUCAGUUUUCACUCAGACCUCUGGCUGCUCGGACCAAAUGCAUACAAAUGCAUUUAGGAGCCCAACGGACAAGGAGGGGACACGUCGCUCCCACGGCCAAAACGCGAGCCCUCCUUCUGCUCCUGUCAGUAUGUGCCACUGUGCUGUUUGCAGAAGAGCAUUCACAGGCUCAAGGUGUAGAUCUUAUUCUCCAGCUGGGCCUGUCCAAUCGCAGAGAUGCCACACACUCUUCCUGGGUGACCCCCUCCACGUCCUCCCCACCCCUUGUUCCCUCCCUACCAUCUCUUUCCAUCCUGCCCACUGGGAUCGGGGUAACUCUGGGGCGAGACACCCUCAUUGAGGCCCCUGUGGUGGGUCUCCUUCCGGCAGGCGUGGAGAAGGAAUUCUCCAUUGUGGUGAGCGUCAGCUCCCAGCAAGUCAGGAAUGCCUUUUUGUUCAGCGUGCGGGACAGCGCUGACCGGCUGCAGUUUGGCCUGCAACUGCUGCCUGGCCGGGUGGUGGUGUACACGGGUGAGAAGGCAUCUGUCUACUUUGGCUUCGAGGCGCAGGACGGGCAAUGGCACUCGUUCGCAGUUGCGGUACGCCCACGUUCUGUGUCAUUCUAUGCCCACUGCGGGGGCUUACAGUACAGUGAAGAGACCCUCACCAGGCCACGAACCAUGGGCUUGGACGGCUGGGUGACCUUGGGGAGGAUGAGCUCCAGAGCGCCGCAGUUUGAAGGUUCUCUGUGCCAAUUUGAGAUCUAUCCGUCAGCGCAGGUCGCGACGCAUUACUGCGACUAUGUUAAAAAACACUGCAGACUGGCAGACACUUUCCGAUCGCACUUGACAAGCACAAUGUCCCUGUUACGCUCAGUGUCCCCCUCUGUAGGGUCCCCUGUAACCACCCCCAUUGCUUCUCCUGCCCCUUCAGAAACACAUACUCAGAACUUAGCAGAGGUCACCAGCUCCACUCUUGGGAACCCUUUAGGGCAGUUUCGCUCUACAAGUGCUUCCUUUUGGGAUGCACUGAGCAACAGCAUCGUUAGACGUGUUAGUCCAUCUCCAAGUCCACUCAGCCCACUGCAAUCUCGUGAUCUUACACCAAGGACUACCACCAGCACCCUUCCACAUGAGGGGGCACUUCUAAGGGAGAACGACACAGAGGACCAGCGGCCGCUGGGAAGGCCCCGUGCUACUCGGGCUACCCCAGACUUGAUCUCUUUAGACAGGCAGAGCCAGUUGAAAGAGUCCCUGAGGAAUGGCGGCAGCACGCAGCAGCCCAGCGACGAUCUAAUGGAGACCCAGCUGAAAGUGAAUGGUGCGACCUUGUACAGGCAACACAGUGACCACAAUCAGCUAGAGCAAUCCAAGGAGGAUGAUGAGGAACGGCUGUAUGACACAGGAGACUCGGAGGGAUACGGAUACGAGUAUGGAUUAGAGGAAGGAGACUAUUUCUUAGAAUAUGACAGCUUUGAUGGUCUGAAAGGGGAUCCAGGUCCACCGGGUCCUCCAGGUCCUCCCGGUCUCCCUGGGCCACCAGGAAAGAGAGGGCCACGGGGUCCUCCUGGUCCUCAUGGGAAUCCCGGCCCACCUGGAUUACCUGGCCCCAAGGGUGCAAAGGGUGAUCCCGGGCUGUCUCCAGGUCAGGCGCCAAAAGGAGAGCAGGGUGAGAGAGGACCCCCAGGUCUACCAGGCCCCAACGGUGUUGCAGGCCCGCUGGGUCCCAAAGGCUAUCCAGGUCCGCCAGGUCUGCCAGGAGAACAGGGUUUGCCAGGAUUGCCGGGCAUAGUGGGGGCAGCAGGUUACCCUGGCAGGCAGGGACUGGUGGGUCCAGAGGGAAACCCAGGCCCUAAAGGUGUCAAUGGUUUUAUCGGACCCCCAGGUGUAGCAGGACCACCGGGCCUAGAGGGUGAGAGAGGGAUUCCAGGCCCUGUGGGGAAGAAAGGUCCCAAAGGGAGACAGGGUGUGGUCGGGGACCCUGGGGAGAGGGGCCCUCCUGGACCGGACGGGAAUGAGGGACCUGUUGGAGCAACUGGCACUGGUGGCUUUCCUGGCCUCAGAGGUGACCCUGGGCCUGAGGGACCUCGUGGACUGCCUGGCAUUGUGGGACCUCAGGGCCUGGCGGGAGGGGUGGGGCCACCAGGAUUGAAAGGUGAUAAGGGUGAACCUGGAUCAAGAGGAGAGCCAGGAGAAUAUGGUUACCAAGGUGACAAGGGGGCUGCUGGUAUUCCAGGACCACCUGGCCCACGUGGAAAACCUGGACCAGCGGGGAAAAUAGGUGACCUUGGACCUCAAGGACCACCAGGCCCACCCGGACCUGAGGGAUUUCCCGGAGACAUCGGCGUUCCCGGUCCCAAUGGCCCUCCAGGACCAAAGGGUAAUCAGGGAGCGAGGGGACCUCAGGGGCCUCCGGGGCCAAAGGGAACAGAGGGAGAUGAAGGCCCUUUGGGCCCACCUGGCAAACCUGGGCCCACUGGCAGACCUGGAAGGAAAGGUCAUAUUGGCGAGUCAGGACUUGAGGGACCGAAGGGUGAAGUCGGAGACCCUGGCAUCGUUGGAAAGAGUGGCCCUCCAGGAGCAGUGGGACUGAUUGGACCCACAGGCGUGGUCGGCCCACCUGGGGAAAAGGGUGAUCGUGGUCCAGCAGGACCUUUGGGUCCACCAGGGGAGAAGGGCUCUGUGGGCUAUCCAGGCUUGCCAGGAGGUCCAGGUGAAGUGGGUCCUCAGGGUUCACCUGGUCCACAGGGUCCGAGGGGUGCUGCCGGCAUUCCUGGGCCGAAAGGAAGACGGGGGCUGAGAGGAGCCGAUGGACCUCCUGGAGAGCCGGGACCCGAGGGCGGCAAGGGGGAGAAGGGUGAACCUGGCAAGAAAGGUGCUCCUGGCUUUAUUGGCAAAGCUGGAGGUCCAGGGAAAAGAGGCAAUCCAGGACCACCGGGUGCUACAGGUCCUCCUGGCAGUGCUGGUGAGAAAGGCCCACAUGGUGAACCUGGUGUGAAAGGGCCUCCGGGGGAACCAGGACAAGAUGGAGAGCAAGGACACGAGGGGCCUCCAGGACCUGAAGGAGAGCAGGGGCCUGCUGGAGAACCUGGGCUGAAGGGUGAAGUGGGGCCAGUGGGUGCAGAAGGGGAGCAGGGACAGCAGGGCUUAAGGGGACCACCAGGUCCAACAGGAGAAGACGGACCUCAAGGAAAGGACGGCCCAAAGGGGGAACCAGGUGACCGUGGACCAAUGGGAGAGCCUGGAGAAAGGGGAGAGGUCGGUGACCCUGGACCUCCAGGACCUCCCGGAGAACCUGGUGUAAAAGGAUUCCCGGGACCAGAAGGAAAACAAGGGCUGCCUGGCAGCCGCGGCCGUCAUGGAAAGAAGGGUGAUCGAGGCGCCCCGGGUCAGCCGGGUGAGCCGGGAUCUCAUGGGGAAAUCGGACAGACUGGCGAGAGAGGACUGAAAGGAGCUCGUGGGACCAGAGGACCACAGGGUCAACCAGGAGUUAUGGGGCCGCAGGGGGAGCCGGGAAUGGAAGGGUACACUGGUCACGUUGGCAAGCCUGGUCCACCUGGACCUCCAGGACCAAAAGGUGAAAAGGGUUACCCGGGAGAGGACAACAAAACUCCAGGACCCCCGGGGCCCUUAGGUGAACCAGGUCCUCCAGGUGAGAGGGGAGAGCGAGGAGAACCAGGACAUGACGGAUAUCCAGGUCACAUUGGGGUCCCUGGUGCUCGAGGGCCGAUGGGCCAGCAGGGGCCACCGGGUUCUCCUGGAGCGCCUGGAGAAACAGGACCCAAAGGAGAGAAAGGAACUCAGGGACUGCCAGGAAAAAAAGGUGCUAGGGGUCUUACAGGUUCACCUGGACUAGAGGGGCCUGCUGGUUUGCCUGGGCCCAAAGGGAUGAUGGGAUAUCCUGGAUCUGAUGGUCCUCCUGGUUUGCCAGGAUUACCAGGACUGCCAGGCCUGAUCGGCCGCACAGGUCAGCGUGGUGCUCCAGGUCUAGAGGGCAGGGCGGGGCUUCCUGGUUCACGUGGUGAGCUCGGACUGCCCGGGCCGGUCGGAGAGAGAGGACCAGCUGGACUGCAGGGUGAGAGGGGUUUGCCUGGUGAGAGAGGCACUGCGGGGGCAAAGGGUUUGGAAGGAGCUCCUGGAGACCAGGGCAAGAAGGGUGAGCCUGGCGCCAAAGGACAACCGGGUGAAGUUGGAGAUCCAGGCAUAUUAGGACUGCAGGGUUUCCCAGGACCGAAGGGACCGAAUGGAGAUUUAGGCUUUGUUGGCAUUCCAGGACCCAAAGGGCCUGUGGGCACACUGGGUUUUACAGGUCCUGUUGGUCCAGGAGGAAUGAUUGGCCCAGAGGGGAAGCCUGGUCCACAGGGUCCUAAAGGCGGAAAAGGAGAAAUGGGUCCUCAGGGGCCUCAAGGCAGUCCAGGACCGAGGGGUCCUCCAGGUCCUCCUGGUCCAUCGAGACGUGUGCGCACAAACGCAGCCAUGCAGGCCGUAAUGGAGUCUGACACAGCACUGCAGGAGAGCUACCAGAACACUGAGGUUUCUCUGGAAGAGCAGAGCUCUGAGGUGUUUAGGACUCUGCGCUACCUCAGCAGCGUGAUUGCUAACAUAAGAACACCGAUGGGCACUCGACAAAACCCCGCCCGCUUCUGCAAAGACCUGCUGGACUGCCAGCACAGCCUGGCUGAUGGAAUGUUCUGGAUCGAUCCGAACCUGGGCUGCACAUCUGAUGCCAUCCAGGUGUUCUGUAACUUCACAGCUGGAGGCCAAACCUGCAUCCAUCCGCUCUCCACAAACAAGGUGGCGUUCAGUGUAAGUAAGGUCCAGAUGAAGUUCCUGCACUUGCUGAGCAUCAACGCCACUCAGACCAUCACCUUCCACUGCUACAGUGACCCAGCAACCGUCGCCACGGAGACGCCCGGGGCUGUGCGUUUCCAGGGCUGGAACGGUCAGGUGUUCGAGAAGAACUCCCCACUGCAGCCCCACGUGCUUCAGGACGACUGUCAGGUUCGUGAUGGCCGCUGGCAGCAGUCUCGCUUCCUCCUCCUGGCUCAGGACUCGGCGCAGCUCCCUAUCGUGAACAUCCAGGACCUCCCGCCGGAGCAGGCGGGUGACCAGCGUCACCUGGAGGUCGGACCAGUCUGCUUCCUAUGAGCCGUCUGUGAAAUCACUGAAGGACUUGUUUCAGAACGGCCGGUGUUUGGCCACAAAGGAACGAGGUGCUCCUCCCAUAAUUCAGCGGGUUACCUGGGGUCACUGACGCCUGACCGGGUCAGGGAGAAACCCUGUUUUCAGUGACAGCUGGCUUGUCCAGAAGAACACGAGUGGUUAGUGGAGCGAGGCUCGCUCUGAUAGAGUCUGAGACAGAGGCAGAAUUGUGGCCCAGCGUUUAUUGAGGAAAAUGGUUUUGUCAGUUGUGGUGCUGCAGUCGGGCUGUGUUCACACUAGCAUGUUCUCCUCAACCAUCAGCACAAACUUUACUCACAAAACAAAGGAAAUUUGCCAGUUUCUUCAUAAUGCUUUUAAAAAGUUGAACAAACAGCCGACCAAUCAGGUUGCAGCACCCAGGCUGGUGCAAACACCCAAACUGGGGGGCCGACCGCUGAGUGCUGAGGCACUUCAUGCCUCUACCGCUACACUGCUGAGGCUGAGGCAGGCAGACGGCUCCUAUAAACGAUGAGAAAAAAGUGUUAUCUUUAUUAUUAAUAAUAAAAAAUCUUUUCUAGUCAGCGGUACAAUCAGAUCUCGUUGAGCUCGUCACCAUGGUUACAGAGUGCACGUUGCUUGAGCCUCUUUUGUUUACAUAUCAGCGCAGAAGGGCUUCUUGCAUUUUUUUCUAUUAAAAAAAAACACCUAGUGUGAACACAGCCUCAGGGCCAGGCUUUCAGAACUGUUCUAGAUCAUGUUAUGUUCUGAAUGUGGUGAUUACAGAGACCAAAUCCAUCGGUCAGAGAGUUCUGAAAAACUGGCCCUGUUUGGGUAAAAGUGAUCCCAACAAAACACCAGCAGGCCACUAAAGCACUGUUUCCCAGCCCAAAUACUUAUGGAUAGUUUCGGGGUGAGACUGUUGGUUUGGUCGUGGUUCUGGUAUCAUCACCUCUGAGACGUUCAGUAAAUGUGGUCCUGAUCCUGGAGUGGUGCUGCACCGCAGGGGUCAGGUGAAUCAGUUGGAGUACAGGGCUGUGCAAAAAUCAGAGACCACCUUUCUCUUAUUUAAUUUCAUGUCAGAAAUGGCCAUAAAGUACAAGCUGUUCAUUUUUCAGGAAAAUGUUUAAAUGGUAAAUAAUCCACUUGCACAAGGAGUGAGAUUAAAAGCUACAAUGAAAAUGACCUCCUAACAACCACCUGGAAGACCUGGUAGACCCCAAAACUGCCCCCAUCAGAUAAACAGCACUUAAAGCUUUCAUCUUUGAGAGAGAGGAGAAG